Messenger RNA from Ooceraea biroi (clonal raider ant), 1784 nucleotides. Its product is annotated as odorant receptor 4. The record is from RefSeq and is a predicted model, not a curated record. Gene Ontology annotation, biological process: detection of chemical stimulus involved in sensory perception of smell; sensory perception of smell. Lineage: Eukaryota; Metazoa; Arthropoda; Insecta; Hymenoptera; Formicidae. Gene Ontology annotation, cellular component: plasma membrane. Gene Ontology annotation, molecular function: olfactory receptor activity; odorant binding.
AACGUUCCUUGAUAUUCGCAAAAUGACGAUCUGCGUUGUGGAUCAGCAUUUUAGUCUGAAUAAAAUACUUUUGCGUGCAGUUGCCUUAUGGCCUUAUCGUCGAACAAAACUAAUUGACUUUCAUCUUUUCUUGGUUCUUGUUAUUUUAAUUAGCUUUAUCCUGGUCCAGUUGACAACCUUUCUAACUACAGAAUGGACAUCUGAUGUGGCAAUUAAAAUUUUAUCCUCUGCAUUGUAUUCCACUAUAUAUGUAGUAAAAUAUAAUUCCUUCUGGUUUAAUGCCAAUACGAUAAGAUGUCUAUUCGAGAAAUUUCAAUAUAUAUAUGACGAGCUAACAGACGAUAGCGAAAUCGCUAUCAUAAAAGAAUAUGGGCACGAGGCGAAACGUUUUACAAUUUUAAUGUCAUUAUCCGGCGUGUUUAGUUCAAUAACUAUGUGUCUUCUACCAAUUUUUCCGCGAAUUCUUGGUAUUUUUAUGUCCAUAAAUGUGUCGGAAGAACAUUUUAUGAUACAUAUUCCGAGAGAAUACUUUAUCGAUCAAGAGAAGUAUUACUAUUGUAUUUUGCUACACAUGGACGUUAGCUUCUUUAUGGGAGCAAUGAUAUUAGUAGCAACAGGAACACUGAUAUUUAGCUGCAUCAAAUAUAUAUGCGGAUUAUUUAGAAUCGCCAGUUGUCGUAUUGAUCAAACAGUGGAGUGUCCCAUGUUUCAAAGUGCCGGUUUGUCGAAGGAUUUUAUACUUUAUAAAAAGAUUGUACAUGCCAUAGACAUUCAUCGCAAAGCAAUAGAAUUAUGUGAUAUGCUAAAAUCUAAUUUCGUGGGAACAUGUUUUUUACUAGUGUUAGUUGGUGUUAUUUCCUUAAGUCUCAAUCUUUAUGGGCUUCACCAGGCUAUGAUGCUUGGAAGCGCCACGGAGGAAUAUUUAGUGUAUGUUAAAUGUAUGCUUGUCAUUCUAAUAUACAUGUUCGUAGGCAAUUACAUCGGACAAGAAAUUGCAGAUCACCAUAACCAUAUGUUUAUCAGCAUAUACAACAUUAAGUGGUACGUAACUCCUUUAUAUAUACAAAGGAUAAUUUUGUUCCUGUUACAAAGAGGCACUAGAAAUUUUCAAAUUGUUGUUGGUGGACUGUUCGUGGUAUCUAUGGAAAGUGCAACCAUGGUAAGUUUAUGCCACAUCAUAUCAUCUUAUAAAAUUACAUCAUAUAACAAUCUACAAAUUAGCAUGAACUAUGCAAAUAACCAAUGCAAAAUAUGUUUCAGUUGUUAAGCACUUCCAUAUCAUAUUUCACCGUUCUCCAUUCUAUACAGCAAAAUGAUGUAACUAAAUAGCUAAAAUGAGUUUAUGGCGUUUCGAUUAGAUCGAAUUAAAAUUAGAUUCUACAUACUAGAGAAUUCUGAAGUAACAUUCUUACUGUCGAACGGAGAAGAAAGUUUUAAUCAACGGAGCAACUCAUGAUAUUUUCCUGCAUAAUUCAAAGAAUAUAAAUUCGCAACAGUGGAUGUAUCGUACCACUUUAUUGGUGUUAUUUUAAUCAAAAGUUUAAAGUAAUCUAUAUAUGUACAUCAGUUUAUAAUAUAGCAUUUGUGCGUAUAUAAUUAAAUAUUAUAAUUUGUGCGUAUAUUAUUACAUAUUAUAAAUAUGUGCGCGGCAUGAUUAGUAACAAAAUGUAAACCAAACUCACAACACAUUAUUUAACUUUGACAUGUUAUUCAUAUUUCGUGAUAUAUAACCAGUGCUGAAUGUAUACCUGAUUUGAAUAUCAAAUAUAUAUCACGUACAUAUA